UCCAGCCUCUAUAUACAGUAAUCAUGGAGUGUGGGUGAUGAAGGGAGCAUUGGCCUCUCAUAUGGGUACUUAUCAUACAGCAGCCUAGAGAAACCAUUCACGCUCAUAGCCCUCGAGGAAGUAGCUGUGGUAGUCUGCCAAAUAUACUCAAGUGAAUAAUAGAAGUACAGUUUGUCCUGAAGUUCAUAGUUUCCAUCCUUUUGUGUGAUAAAUCAGAAUCAAUAAAUUUGAAAAUAGAAACCUAAAACAAAACUAAAUUAGAUUGAAUAAAUAAAAGGUAACAAGUUUAAAAUUCUCUAAUAAGAUAAAUGGCAAACUGAUCAGUGAUAAAAUGGUUGGUUUAACAUUUGUGGCAGUUCUACACAUCUUUGUUGGUGGCCUUGGGUUCCUCCUAAAUACGAUGACUGUGACACUUCUUGUAAAUAGUCCUCAGAGACCAACAUUACCCCUAACAAUCUAUGGAUUGUCUGACACAGUAUCAGGUGCUGUCACUGGACUUGGUCUGCUUUGUGAUGGUUGUCUCUAUUUUGCCAACACAGUGUACAGUAAUUCAUGCUCUAGAUAUUUCCUCAUCUAUACUUUAUUACUGUUUACCAUUGUGACUGGCAACUUUUCUGCUCUUGGGAUUGCUAUUGACAAUCAUCCAGCUAUAGUUUUAUCCUUUCCAUGUUCUGACGUCUUCCAACGUACUUUCUCUCUCGUGUGGACAAUGGCAUCAUGGCUUGUUGCUUUGGCAUUUGUGAUAGUGUUGUGGGAUCACACAGAGGUGUCUUCUAUACAUUUUGUGCAAGACAAUACAUUCUACUGGGAAAAGAACAAGGAAAUUCGAGACACUCGAGGUCUUCUGGAAGAUGUGUGGGAACACAACAGCCAACUGGACUGGUCCACUGAUUACCGUGAAAAUGUUAUUAUUGGCUUGAUAUAUGGCAUUGUCGGAGGUAAUAUUUCCCAUGCUGAACUUGAGAAGUUUCAUGGAACAACACAGAGUCAAAAAACCAAAACUGCAAGUCUACAAAUUAUUAAACAAUUACAUGCAACUCUUGGUAUAACUCAAGAAGACCAGCAACGAGUAUUUGGAGAACUGCUUAAUGCCGGCUCAAAAAACAAAAAUGAAUUAAAAAAUAGUACCAUUCCCUAUGAAACACAAAGCUCUACAGAUAACAGCAAAGGAAAAAAUAAUAUAACCAAAAUGGCCAUGACAAACUCAAAAACCUUCAAGCCAUCAUCAACAGCAAUAAUUAACAAUUUACAUAACUCUUCUGUGAAUACCUCCAACACUCUUCAUCCACCUGCCAAUGUUCAGGAUGGUUUAAGAGUACAGCCACUGGAUGGCACCUUCACCCAUAAACCACAAACAACAGAUUCAUACCUUAAUUACACAGAUAUCGAGAUGCUACUACAGCAAGAUGAGAAUAAAUCUCCAAAUAAAUCAGAGAUGCCACCUUCUACAAAUACAUCAAGGACAAUCACAACAGAAAAUAUAUUAGAUAUCUUUCAUAUCAGAGGAGAGUCCCAGGUGACUACAAGCCCUCACACAGGAAACAGUGCCCCUCAAGGUGUUCAUCAUACCAAAGCAGCAAAUGAAAAAAAUUCUUCUGAAGUGGUUAACAAUGAAAAUAGAGUGACAAUUACAACUCCAGGAUCAGAUGAUACAACAUACACCUAUGAAGAAAAUGCAACUAAUGUCUCGACUGCACAAGAAACACCCUCUCAACCAAACAGUGAAUCACAAAAUGAAGUUCAAAACUCAACUUAUGUUAACACACUUGUACUACUAACAGACAACACCAGAGAAAAACAGGAUGACUAUGAGGUUACUAAACAGACCUUAGAAAAAAAUGGAACAGAAUUUUCACAAGCCAAUAACUCGGACAAUUUGACCGAAUGCUGUGGCAUCUCUCACAGCAACACUACAAGUGAAUCUGCUUUGACCACAAACCUCCCACCUGCAAAGAACAACACUUCCCCAGCAUGUCAAGCGCAGCCCAAGUUCUUGCCAACCUUCAUGACGGUUUUUUUUGUGUUGGGAUUUGUAAUCCCAGUGUUGAUGAGCACUGGGCUACACACCCACACAGCCUGGGUUCACCACCACCACAAGUCAGCACAGAUGACAGAUUCAACACACUCUCACUCAUCACACACCAAACAAGCCAUGUGCUGGUUGGUGAUGAUCCUCUUGGCAAACAUCUGCUGCUGGACUCCCUUCAUGGUGGAGCGUCUUCUAUAUGCCUGGGAGGUGAUCGAUCACCUUCCCUCUGUCAUACCUGCCAUCCUCUUCCUCCUCGGUCACACUCACAACCUACUGCGAGGAAUAUUCUAUGUGUUCAACCAUGCAGAGAUUCGGACCAGAGUUUCUGCAAUGUCUACAUCAGCAGUGUGCACAAAUGGUUGCAUCAGUUUAACUGCUUCUGCAGAAGAUGCAUACCUGAAUCCACCCAAUCAAUCAAGUCCCUUAACAAGAAACAUGCCAGUAAACAGGAAUGCCUUAUCUAGAGCAUCACUUAUUGUUCCUCGAGCUCCACUAACUUCCAGCUCAGAAUAUACAUCUUCUGUGAACUUACAAGACAGUUCAGUGGCAACAUCAUCAACAAAUUCAACCCCCCUGCCAAACAUGGUGUCACAUACAUGAUCUUUAAGCAAUACAAUGAAAGGAUGAAAAACACCCAAAUGCUGGUGUUUUACUACAAGUAGAAUACAGUACACAGAUUAAAAUCCAAAAUAAAGUAAUUAAGUACAAUACAUAGGUAUCUUAAUUACAGCAGUGUGAAGUUCACCACAUUUCAAUAAUUUUGUGUUGCUCUACAUACCGGAUACUUUUUUAUACUUAGUUCCCUUUUCUUACACUCCCUCAAGAAACACAAAUGUCAUAACACUUUAAAAACCUUUAAGUACAAUACAUGUACUGUUCCAUAUAUCAGGUCUUUUCCUGUCUACCAUUAGGAUAAACCAUCAAGACAUCACUACACACAUCAACUACAUACAGUACACAACUUAUACUGUAAGCUUGAGUUGUUUCUCUGUACUGUAUUCAGUUUGAUUACUGAGAUAAAAGAAAACUACAAUAAGGUCUUCUGCAUUGAAUGGUGUCCUGCUUCCUCUUGCAAUCAAAAUUUCUUCUGCUAAAUUUCAUAUUAAAAUAUUGCAAUGAACUUGUGGCAUUCUAUUUUUGUUACAGGUUGACUUAACUACCAGGAAAGUCCCAUAAAUGUUUUAGAAACAUAAUGUUCUGUGUGUACCCUUGGGUAGCCCUUUGAGGAGUAUCUAAUGGAUUCAUUAGUACAGUAGCUUUACUGUACAAUGAAUAUGUAUUUUUUAUUAAUGCACCUGUUACAAAUAAAUUGCAUACACACUUUAUGAUUGUUUACCAUAGAAAUUUGCUUGAAUGUAAAAUGGAGUAACCUGAUAUAGCUAUGGGGAA
Homarus americanus (American lobster) is the source of this 3418-nucleotide messenger RNA. RefSeq lists its product as uncharacterized. The transcript is spliced from 4 exons. The record is from RefSeq and is a predicted model, not a curated record. Gene Ontology annotation, cellular component: membrane. Gene Ontology annotation, molecular function: G protein-coupled receptor activity. The coding region runs from base 332 to 2629 and encodes 765 amino acids. NCBI's taxonomy places the organism in Eukaryota, Metazoa, Arthropoda, Malacostraca, Decapoda, Nephropidae. Gene Ontology annotation, biological process: G protein-coupled receptor signaling pathway.